Molecule: messenger RNA, 3001 nt
Organism: Lepidothrix coronata (blue-crowned manakin)
Lineage: Eukaryota; Metazoa; Chordata; Aves; Passeriformes; Pipridae
Gene: TNPO1
Product: transportin 1
Exons: 25
Coding region: 297-2969 (890 amino acids)
Biological process (GO): protein import into nucleus
Cellular component (GO): nucleus; cytoplasm
Molecular function (GO): nuclear import signal receptor activity; small GTPase binding
Source: RefSeq, a predicted model, not a curated record
UUCAGCCAUUUCGGGGGCCGGAGCGGCGCCGCGCGGGGCUGCGGAGGGAGAGGUCGGGCCGCUCCCUCGCCAAUCCCCUGCCGCCGGGCUCUGGGAUGGUGUGGGCUCCUGGCAGUGUGGGACGCACCGGGGAAAGGCGGACGGUGGUGCCGGCGGCCCCGGGGCGGCCCGGGCGGGCGGAGGCGUGCCCGGCGCUAGGACCCAGCAGGACGCGAGGCGGCUCUUCGGGCCGGAUCACAAAUUCGCCGUGACUCAGUCACUGCUCGGCGUGGAGACAGCGGGAGCAGACAGUCAAGAUGGAGUACGAGUGGAAGCCCGACGAGCAGGGUCUCCAGCAGAUCCUGCAGCUGCUCAAAGAGUCCCAGUCCCCGGACACCACCACGCAGAGAGCCGUGCAACAAAAACUAGAACAACUCAAUCAGUAUCCAGAUUUCAACAACUACCUGAUUUUUGUUCUCACGAAGUUGAAGUCUGAAGAUGAGCCAACACGUUCCUUGAGUGGUCUUAUCUUGAAGAAUAACGUAAAAGCACAUUUUCACAACUUUCCAAAUGGGGUAACUGACUUCAUUAAAAGUGAAUGUCUGAACAACAUUGGUGAUUCCUCCCCCUUAAUUAGAGCUACUGUAGGCAUUCUGAUAACAACCAUUGCCUCAAAAGGGGAAUUACAGAAUUGGCCAGAACUCUUGCCAAAGCUUUGCAGCCUGUUGGAUUCUGAAGAUUACAAUACCUGUGAGGGUGCUUUUGGCGCUCUUCAGAAAAUAUGUGAAGAUUCUGCUGAAAUUUUAGAUAGUGAUGUGUUGGAUCGGCCACUCAAUAUCAUGAUACCUAAGUUCUUGCAGUUUUUCAAGCACAGCAGUCCAAAAAUACGGUCUCAUGCUGUGGCUUGCGUCAAUCAAUUUAUCAUCAGCAGAACUCAAGCUCUUAUGUUGCACAUAGAUUCUUUUAUCGAGAAUCUUUUUGCGCUGGCUGGUGAUGAGGAGCCUGAAGUACGCAAAAAUGUUUGCCGUGCUCUGGUAAUGUUGCUGGAAGUUCGGAUGGAUCGCCUUCUUCCUCAUAUGAUUAGUAUAGUUGAGUACAUGCUUCAAAGGACCCAGGACCAAGAUGAAAAUGUGGCUUUGGAGGCUUGUGAGUUUUGGCUGACUUUGGCUGAACAGCCAAUUUGUAAAGAUGUAUUAUGUCGGCAUCUUACUAAGCUGAUACCUGUGCUGGUAAAUGGUAUGAAAUAUUCAGAGAUUGAUAUUAUUCUGUUGAAGGGGGAUGUUGAAGAAGAUGAAGCUAUUCCAGACAGUGAGCAGGACAUAAGGCCUCGUUUUCAUCGUUCAAAGACGGUGGCUCAGCAACAUGAAGAGGAUGGUAUUGAAGAUGAUGACGACGAUGAUGAUGAACUUGAUGACGAUGAUACUAUUUCUGACUGGAAUUUAAGGAAAUGUUCUGCUGCUGCUUUAGAUGUCCUAGCCAAUGUAUUUCGUGAUGAACUUCUGCCACACAUCUUGCCCCUGUUGAAGGAAUUGCUCUUCCACCCUGAGUGGGUAGUUAAAGAAUCUGGUAUCCUUGUUCUUGGUGCAAUUGCUGAAGGCUGCAUGCAGGGUAUGAUUCCAUAUCUUCCAGAGCUAAUCCCUCACCUUAUUCAGUGCCUGUCUGACAAAAAGGCUCUUGUGCGCUCCAUUACAUGCUGGACUCUUAGUCGCUAUGCACACUGGGUAGUUAGUCAACCCCCAGACACAUACUUGAAGCCAUUAAUGACUGAGUUGCUAAAGCGUAUCUUGGAUAGCAACAAGAGAGUACAAGAAGCUGCCUGCAGUGCCUUUGCUACUCUAGAAGAGGAGGCUUGUACAGAGCUUGUUCCUUAUCUUGCAUAUAUACUUGACACUUUGGUCUUCGCAUUUAGUAAAUACCAGCAUAAAAACCUGCUCAUUCUUUAUGAUGCUAUAGGAACUCUAGCAGAUUCUGUAGGACAUCAUCUAAAUAAACCAGAGUAUAUUCAGAUGCUAAUGCCUCCAUUAAUCCAGAAGUGGAACAUGUUGAAGGAUGAAGAUAAAGAUCUCUUCCCCUUAUUAGAGUGCCUGUCGUCAGUUGCUACUGCCUUGCAAUCUGGCUUUCUUCCAUACUGUGAACCUGUGUACCAGCGUUGUGUAAAUCUGGUGCAGAAGACACUUGCACAAGCCAUGUUACAUAAUGCUCAGCCAGACCAAUACGAGGCUCCAGAUAAAGAUUUCAUGAUUGUGGCUCUUGAUUUACUCAGUGGUUUAGCUGAAGGACUUGGAGGCAACAUUGAACAGCUAGUGGCUCGCAGCAAUAUCCUGACACUAAUGUACCAAUGCAUGCAGGACAAAAUGCCUGAGGUACGGCAGAGUUCUUUUGCAUUGUUGGGGGAUCUGACAAAGGCCUGUUUUCAGCAUGUUAAACCUUGCAUCGCUGAUUUCAUGCCAAUUUUGGGAACCAACCUAAACCCUGAAUUCAUUUCUGUCUGUAACAAUGCCACCUGGGCAAUUGGAGAAAUCUCUAUCCAGAUGGGUAUAGAGAUGCAGCCUUAUAUUCCAAUGGUGUUGCAUCAGCUUGUAGAAAUAAUUAACAGACCCAACACACCAAAGACGUUGUUAGAGAACACAGCAAUAACAAUUGGUCGUCUUGGUUACGUUUGUCCUCAAGAGGUGGCCCCCAUGCUACAGCAGUUUAUAAGACCCUGGUGCACCUCUCUGAGAAACAUAAGAGACAACGAGGAAAAGGAUUCAGCGUUCCGUGGGAUAUGUACCAUGAUUACGGUCAACCCCAGUGGAGUAGUCCAAGACUUUAUUUUUUUUUGUGAUGCUGUUGCAUCAUGGAUUAGUCCAAAAGAUGAUCUUCGAGACAUGUUCUGUAAGAUUCUUCAUGGAUUUAAAAAUCAAGUUGGGGAUGAGAAUUGGAGGCGUUUCUCUGACCAGUUUCCUCUUCCCUUAAAAGAGCGCCUUGCAGCUUACUAUGGAGUUUAACCUCAUGCACUGUAGCUGCAGUCCCAUAAUUA